This is a messenger RNA of Branchiostoma floridae (Florida lancelet), 5421 nucleotides long. Its product is annotated as nck-associated protein 1-like. Gene Ontology annotation, cellular component: SCAR complex. The record is from RefSeq and is a predicted model, not a curated record. Gene Ontology annotation, biological process: cell migration; cell projection assembly; neuron projection morphogenesis. The transcript is spliced from 39 exons. Lineage: Eukaryota; Metazoa; Chordata; Leptocardii; Amphioxiformes; Branchiostomatidae.
UGCUCGGCGCCAGCCUCGGUUUCAGGAAGUGGCCCAGCCCUUUCCUUCCUGUGUUUUUGUUUCCUCCGACAAAUGUGAGCCUUUUUAGCACAUUUUAGCUCAAAAACACAAGAUGUCGCGGACGGGGCAGCUCAUCCCCAGCCAACAGAAGCUGGCGGAGAAGCUUACAGUGCUGAACGAUCGGGCAAUGGGCAUGCUGACGAGAAUAUACAACAUCAAAAAGGCCUGUGGAGAUGUGAAGUCCAAGCCUGCCUUCCUCUCUGAUAAGAACCUGGAGGGAGCCAUCAAGUUCAUCGUCAGGAAGUUUCCACAUGUCGAUUCCAAGAACAACUAUUGGACAAUGCCUUUUGUGCAGUCUCAGCUGCAGCAGGUCAACAACAUCAAGGGAGAGAUCAUGAAGCAGCUCUCACUCUACUACUUCACCUUCGUGGACGUUAUGGACUUCAAGGACCAUGUCAGUGAGCUGCUGACAACAAUGGAUGCCUGCAAUGUUCAUUUUGACAUUACGACGAACUAUGACCUGACAAAAGGUUACCUGGACCUGAUCAUCUCGUACGUGUCGCUGAUGCUCCUCCUGGCACGUAUCGAUGACAGGAAGGCAGUGCUGGGACUCUACAACUAUGCCCACGACCUCACACAUGGCAAAGUGGAUCAGAAUUUUGCCCGUCUAGGCCAGAUGAUACUGGACUACGAACAGCCACUGAAGAAGUUACAGGAGGAGUUCACCCCUCACAGCAAGCUGGUUGCCUGCGCCCUGCUGUCCCUGCACCAAGUCUACCCCCGGAGGAACCUCCCAGCUGAGCAGUGGAGACAGGCCCAGAUGCUGAGUCUGGUCAGUGCACCAGGACAGAUGCUCAACCCUGCACAGAGCGAAACUAUGCCCUGUGAGUACCUGUCAGUGGAGACCAUGGAGAAAUGGAUCAUCUUUGGUUUCUUGCUGUGCCAUGGACAGCUGACACAGUCGGACUCUGCUGUCCAGCUGUGGCGACUAGCGCUGUCUGGGAACUAUGUCAUCACGCUGUUCAGAGACGAGGUGCUGUAUAUUCACAAGACUGUGGAGGGGGUUUUUGAGGGGAUCAAGGGAUACGGGAAGCGAGUGACUGAAACAAAGGAGUGUGCCAAUUAUGCUGUUGUUAAUGCGGGCCCGUUUCACCGAGAGAGACGAGCGUUCCUGCGCACAGCUCUGAAGGAGUUGGUGAUGAUUCUGGCCGACCAGCCUGGUUUACUGGGGCCCAAGGCUUUGUUUGUGUUUAUGGGCCUGUCGUUUGCCCGAGACGAGGUACUUUGGCUACUGAGACACUCAGAAAACCCUGCGCCCAAACUCAACAAGCGGCCCAAUCCUGUGGACUACGAAGACAGACAACUGCCAGAGUUGCUGUAUUACAUGGAGGAGUUGCGUGGACUUUUGCGGAAGUACAACCAGGUCAUGCAGCGGUACUACGUACAGUACCUGAACGGCUUUGACUCCAUUGUGCUCAACAACCUUGUGCAGAAUGGAUUGCACCAGCCUCGCUUGCGUGCGAGAGAAAGUUUCAACAGCAAACGUAACCCUACGUGCCAGGAGGACUGGAAUCUGUCCGUGUGCCCAGAGGACGAGUCUAUCAUCAUGUCAUCUUUUGUCAACACUAUGAACGGGCUCUCUGUCAAACAAGGGACAACUCUUCUUUUUGAGGAGGGGGAGAUAUUUGACUUCCGAGGCAUGAGACUGGACUGGUUUAGACUACAGGCUUAUACCAGUGUGAGCCGGGCCCAGCUGGUUCUGAGGGAGAACCCUGACCUAGCACGGCUCAUGAACACCAUCACCUUCCACACCUACAUGGUGGACAGUCUGGACGAGAUGGCCAAGGAGACCUCCGACCUCUCCAAUUUCUGUUUCUAUGGCCGUCUGUUUGAGCAGUACUUCCAGUGGUGCCUGGAGACCCCGUCCCAGAUGCGCUACUCCAUCAGCUUCCCACUCAUCUGUUCCCACUUCAUGAACUGCACCCACGAAAUCUGUCCUGAGGAGAAACCAAUGCUGUCAUACAAGCAAAAUUUGAGAACUACUGGGGGUUCAACAAGAGAGAGAAAAAGUCAGGAUACGAGUUUCUGUGAACUUCAGUCCAAGCGACACCAUAUUGGGGACCGUAGCCUAUCGCAGGCCAACUUCUUCCUGGAUGAGAUGGCGAAGGAAGCCAAGAACAUCAUCACCUCCAUCUGUGAUGAGCAGUGUAAGCUUGGAGAUCAGCUGUUGCCCAAGAACGCUGCCAAGACGAUCAGUAUUGCCAUAGAGAGGAAGAGAAACCAGAACAAAGCCAAGAAACUGCCACAAGAACCAGACAAGCCCGGCAGGGAGAGCAUGAGGCGCUCUCGCACUGACGUCACAAGCAUGGACAAGCUGUACCUGAUGCUGACAGAGCUGUGUUCUGCCAUCAACUACACCCCAUCCAUACAGGUGUGGGAGCACACCUUUGCUCCCAGGGAGUACCUGACACAGCACCUGGAGUCCAGGUUCACAAAAGCCCUUGUAGGGAUGGUGAUGUACAACCCUGACUCCGGUGAGAUUGCCAAGCCUUCCGAACUCCUCAACAGUGUGGAGGCCUACUAGUGAACAGCGCAGACCAUAGAGAACUAUGUUCACCUGGACAUCACCAGGGUGUUCAACAAUGUGUUGCUACAACAGACUCAGCCCCAGGAUAGCCAUGGAGACAAGACCAUCACAGCUCUCUAUACUAACUGGUACUUGGAGGUGUUGCUGAGAAGAGUCAGUACAGGACAGAUCAUGUUCUCCCCUAACAGACAUGCCUUCGUCAAUGUUGGGGUGGAUCCUAACCAAGUGGCUGUCAAUGCUGAGGAGUUCUCAGACAUCAGUGAACUAAGAUCCCUUGCUGAACUGUUGGGGCCUUACGGAAUGAAGUUCCUGAACGAGAGUUUGAUGUGGCACAUUUCUAGUCAGGUGGCAGAACUCAAGAAAUUGGUGACUCAAAACAAAGAUGUGCUGACUACUCUGAGGACCCACUUUGACAAGCCAGCCUUGAUGGCAGAGCAUUUCAACAGGCUGAGAGAUGUUGACAACGUGCUGAAGAGAGUCACCAUUGUUGGAGUCAUCCUGUCCUUCAAGACACUGGCUCAAGAUGCUUUGAAUGAUGUUCUGAAGAAACGCAUCCCAUUCUUGAUGAGUUCCAUCAUCGAUUUCCAGAAGCAUUUUCCCGAGACACCUGAGAACAACAUGGUCCGUGUUGAGAUAGUGAAUGAGAUGGCCUCUGCAGCUGGCCUCCCCUGCGAUGUAGACCCAGCCUUGUGCGCUGCUCUCAGAGUACAGAAGUCAGGAGCUGGUGCUGAAUACUUUCUUCCUCAACCGUUUCAUAUGAGACGACAGAUCUGGGCAGAGAAUCCAGACGAGGACUACAAGAUAGCGUGUCUGCUGAUGGUGUUCAUUGCUGUAUCCUUGCCCAUGCUGUCACUAGACUCCCAGUCAUCCUUCAGAGCAGAUUUGGAGGGACAUACAAACAACAUCCACUGCCUGGCCAAGGCUGUCAACAGCAUUGCAGCAGCCAUGUUUACCAUAUAUGGCAAAGGCAGGGUGACCAUAGAGGAGAGGCUGAAGGAGUUCCUGGCGCUGGCCUCGUCCAGCCUUCUGAAGCUGGGACAGGAAACCGACAAGUUGGCCCUGCGGUCCCGCGAAUCAGUCUACCUGCUUCUGGACCAGAUUGUGAGGGAAUCCCCGUUCCUGACCAUGGACCUGUUGGAGUCCUGUUUCCCGUACGCUCUCCUGCGGAACUCCUACCAUGCAGUACUGAGGCAGGACAACCGGCUGUAAUGGUGCAGCCCAGGGUUGUAGCCAGAACCUGUCCGUCAGUCCUUUGAAGGAAUUUUGCAGCUGGGGACUGAAAAAAGUUUUCCCCAUUCCGUCCCCUGGGACACAGAAAUUGAUAUGUAAAGAUAUAAAAAAACUGAAACCCGUGUGUUCUUCUUCACCAAAACAGAUGCCAUUGAACAGCUUAGUCUACACGCAAAAUUUGCACCUCAAAAUGCAGAAAAUAGUGUUUCAGAGGGUCUUGAUUUAAAAAAUUUUCUGGGACCCAGACCCCCUAGAAAUGACGUGCAACGUCACGCCAUGCCUUCCGUGCUCAAUAGGAUUCCCAUUCAAAAUCAAGGGGACUGAAAAUGAUUUCAGGCUGGCUACAACCCUGAUGCAGACUAAAAACACAGAGCAGCAUUCUGACAUUCCCCGUCAUGAGUAGUUGCAUGGUGAUGUUGCCAAUUGUUUUUGAAAUGCACUGUGUGCAUGCACUCAAGAUGUACAUGUACAAAUGUACAUGUACAUCACAACGAGAGCAUUGAAACCUGUGAAAACGCAAGAUAUUAAUCUAUGAAAUUGUUUUACUGUUAAUCUGCAGAAUGGAAAACUUGUCAAUAUCAGAUUUGGGGUCACCCUAUGUAGAUGACUUGGGUAUCUUAUCUACCAACUAAAUCAAUGCUAACUUUGUACUGACAGAGAUGAAUUCACAGGUUGAUUUUCACGGUUUGGAUGACUGUGAAUAUGUUUUAUUUCCAGAAUGCUAUUGUUUUUAAUUAUAUAUAAGAUGGUCAAUCAUUUCCACUGUGAGAAAACUGAGAUAUUUGAAGUAAAUCAUUCCUUUGCAAGUAGAUGAUCAUAGAAUAAAAAGAUCAAUUGGAAUGAAUAUGGGUUAUUCUUUUGAUUUGGAUAGAAUUCAUUUUUUGUGCACGUCAAGUAAAUGCACAAUGUGUGAUAACAGCUGUAUUAAAUAUACACCUAAUGAACUCAUUUUUAUACAAGUGUGCAUAGAACUACAAUUAGUGUCAAAGGAUAUAACUAAAGAGGAGUCCUAAAAAAUCCUACAUCCAAUGUAUGACUUGUACUAUGAAAGAUGAGAACCAGUUUUUCCAAAUAAUGGCAAACAUGACACCAUAUGACAAGAAUAUACUGUAUCAUGCCAAAAUGUGAUGUGUCUAAAGCAUGCUGCAUUGACAUGCUAUCUUCCCAUACUUUCAUAUAGCGUUGACUUCCAACAUUCAAGACACACAUCAUAUGGUAGCAUAUUUUGUUUUAAGUGUUCAGUUUGAGUAGAAGAUUUAAAAACCAUGGAAGUCAAGAGGCAUUGAGUUUGGUUAUGCAUUUGCCUUGUAGUUUCUUUUUGUAUGAUAUUAUCUCCAUAUUUUGUAAGAAAUUUUUGUAUUCAUGUAUAUAGGUUCCAUAAUGAUGGAUUUGAUGUCUGUUUGAAUAUGUGGAUGAUGGCUGGUGGUUGGAGAAUCUGUGUCAAAUUGGUGUGAGCAAAUAUGUAUCUUUCCUGAGGUACAUCUAAUACUAGUAAUAGGGAUUACUAAGAUAUCGAGCAAUGUUUAGGCUAUCUCUUGUACAUUAUUUGGCUUACAGUAUCUAAACAUAAAUUUGGGCUUGGAAUAAAUAUGAUAACAUCUCAA